Molecule: messenger RNA, 5628 nt
Organism: Labrus mixtus (cuckoo wrasse)
Lineage: Eukaryota; Metazoa; Chordata; Actinopteri; Labriformes; Labridae
Product: rho-associated protein kinase 2-like
Exons: 35
Coding region: 352-4812 (1486 amino acids)
Biological process (GO): actomyosin structure organization; regulation of cell junction assembly; cortical actin cytoskeleton organization
Cellular component (GO): cytoskeleton; cytoplasm
Molecular function (GO): small GTPase binding; Rho-dependent protein serine/threonine kinase activity; ATP binding
Source: RefSeq, a predicted model, not a curated record
UUGUGGUCGGAUCAGAUUUUGUUGUAGCCUACCUGGGAGUAGAGCAGACUCACCUGAAAGUGAAACGCUCCUUUUCCUCGGCACCAAACCCGCCCGCUCGGUUUCACUUUCCUUUGAGACAUUGAAUAAUAAAAAAGGAGUGAGACAGAACACUUGGUCAGCGGAUAAAUAAUUAACCUGACAACUCACACCGCAGUUUGCAGCAGACCUGACAUGAGGAGCUGAGGAGUGAGACUUACCUCCCGCCUGUGCGCCGAGACAAGGAAACAAGCCGACAGGUGUUUUUUUUUUUUUUUUUUUUGUAUAUUUGAUUUUGAAUGACAUUGGACCUGGACACACUGGACCGUAAUCAUGCUCGGAGCGGAGAGCAGGCUGGAGAGCCGGCUGAAGAAGCUGGAGUCCCUCAUGAAGACUCCGCAGUCACCUCUCAACUUUGAAACACUGCUGGAUUCCAUGACUGCGUUGGCUCAUGACUUGAACUAUCCUGCCCUGAGGAAAAACAAAAGCAUUGAGGCCUUUCUGAGCCGAUAUGAGAAGGCGGUGAGUCAGCUGCGGGAGCUGCAGGUGAAGCUCGACGACUUUGAAAGAGUGAAGUUGAUCGGGAGAGGGGCGUACGGAGAAGUGCAGCUGGUCCGUCACAAGGCCUCUCAGAAGGUUUACGCCAUGAAGCAGCUCAACAAGUUUGAGAUGAUCAAGCGGUCAGACUCGGCCUUCUUCUGGGAGGAGAGACACAUCAUGGCCUUCUCCAACAGUCCCUGGGUUGUCCAGCUGUGCUGUGCUUUCCAAGAUGACCGCCACCUCUACAUGGUGAUGGAGUACAUGCCGGGGGGCGACCUGGUGACGCUCACCAUGAACUACGACAUACCUGAGAAGUGGGCUCGCUUCUACACGGCUGAGGUCGUGCUGGCGCUGGACGCCAUCCACUCCAUGGGCUUCAUCCACCGUGACAUCAAACCUGACAACAUGCUGCUGGACCAAAACGGACACCUGAAGCUGGCAGAUUUCGGCACCUGCAUGAAGAUGGACUCGACGGGUAUGGUGCACUGUGACACAGCUGUAGGCACUCCGGACUACAUCUCCCCCGAGGUGCUGCAGUCUCAGGGUGGUAACGGUAUCUACGGCAGAGAGUGCGACUGGUGGUCUGUUGGAGUCUUUAUAUUCGAGUUGUUUGUCGGUGAGACUCCUUUCUACGCAGAGUCCCUGGUUGGAACUUACGGGAAGAUCAUGAACCACAAGAACAUGCUGGUCUUCCCCGAUGAUGUGGAGAUGUCUCAGAAUGCCAAAGACCUCAUCUGUGCCUUUCUCACUGACAGGAAAGCUCGCCUGGGCCGCACAGGAGUGGAUGAAAUUAAAAGUCACCCUUUCUUCAAGAACAACCAGUGGACCUUUGACAACAUCAGAGAGACUGUGGCUCCAGUCGUGCCGGAGCUGAACGGUGACAUAGACACCAGUAACUUUGACCACAUAGAGGAGGACAAACGAGAUGUUGAGACCUUCACUCCACCCAGAGCCUUUGUGGGCAACCAGCUUCCAUUCAUUGGCUUCACUUACUUCAAAGAGGAUCAGCUGCUGAAGGGAGACAACAACAGCUCUGUGCAGGAUUCAGAGGACAGUAAGGAAAGCUCUGAGGAUAAAGAGUCCUGCUCGGAGAGUAAGAAAGAACUGCAGAAAACGCUCAAUCAGCUGGAGGAGAAGCUCGAACAUGAGAUGCAGGCCAAGGAUGAGCUGGAGCAGAAGUGCAACAAUGCCACCAACCGUUUAGACAAGCUGGUCAAAGAAUUAGACAAGGAGAUGAGCAGCAGGCAGAAAGUGGAGGCCUCGCUCAGGCAGCUGGAGAGAGAGCGAGCUCUGCUGCAGCACCAGAGCGCCGACCAACUGCGCAAGGUGGAGAUCGAAAGUGACAGAAAACGCGGCCUCGAGAAUGAAUUAAACAACCUGAGGGACCAGCUAGAGGAUCUCAGGAAGAAGAACCAUAACUCUCAGAUCUCCAAUGAGGAGAACAUCCAGCUGCAGAAACAACUUGAGGAGGCCAGCAACGUGCUGCAGACCGAGCAGGAGGCGGCGGUGCGGCUGAAGAAGAGUCAGGCAGAGGCGCAGAAACAGACUCAGAGCCUGGAGGUCAGCCUCAGGGAGAUGCAGGAAAAGAGCAGGCGGCUUGAAAACGACAAGAUGGAGCUGGAGAAGCAGCUGAGGGGGCUGCAGGCCGAGCUGGAGGAGGAGAGGAGAAAUCGUAGCCUCGGGACAGAAACUAUUACAGACCUGCAGGGACGGAUCUCAGGCCUGGAAGAAGAGGUGAAAGAGGUGAAGGCUUCUCUCUCCGAGAUAGAGAGUGAAAAGAAGCAGCUGCAGAAGAAGCUCAAUGACCUCGAGAAGGAGAAGAGCAACCAAGAGAUCAACUUGACGUUCAAGCUGAAGACGCUGCAGCAGAGUCUGGAGCAGGAGGAGGCAGAACACAAGGCCACCAAAGCCAAGCUGGCAGAUAAAAACAACAUAAGCCAGUCCAUCGAGGAGGAAAAAUCGGAGGCUUUAAAAAAGAUGGAGAGCACCCUGCAAGAGGAGCACAGCUUGAAGCUGCAGGUGGAGGGAAAGCUGCUGCAGCUAGAGAAGGAUUACUCCAUGCUGGACUGUGACUACAAGCAGGCGCAGCACAAACUGGACGACCUGCUGGCACAGAAGGAGAAACUUUCUGAAGAGGUUAGGAUCCUGGGCUUGCGUCUGGAGCAGGAGAUCCACAAGCGCGGUCUGAGCCAGAGCGAGCUGAAGAUGCAAAACCAGCAGGUGUCGGUGCUCCGCUCCUCAGAGAAACAGCUCAAACAGGAGCUCAACCACCUGCUGGACCUGAAGCAGGUCCUGGAGAAACAGAACCAAGAGCUACGCAGGGAGAAGCAGGAGGCGGGCGGCCAGCUGAAGGAAUUGAAGGACCAACUGGAGGCAGAGCAGUAUUUCACGACCCUUUACAAGACGCAAGUAAGAGAGCUGAAGGACGAGUGUGAAGAGAAGAACAAGCUGUGCAAAGAGAAGCAGCAACGCCUGGCAGAAUAUGAGGAGGAGAGGGACUCCCUUACAAAUCAGCUGGAGGCCAGUUUGACCAAAGCGGACUCUGAGCAGCUGGCUCGCUCCAUCGCUGAGGAACAGUACUCGGAUCUGGAGAAGGAGAAGAUAAUGAAGGAGCUGGAGAUCAAAGACAUGAUGGCGAGACACAAACAGGAGCUCGGUGACAAAGAAGCCACCAUCAGCUCGCUGGAGGAAUCCAAUCGCACUCUGACGGUGGAUGUGGCCAACCUAGCCAGCGAGAAAGAGGAGCUCAACAACCAGCUGAAAGACAUGCAGCAGCAGUUCCAGCAAGCCAAGGAGGAGGAGAAGAAGAUGAACACGCUCAAAGUGAGCUUUGAAAAACAACUGCAGAAUGAAAGGACACUAAAAAUUCAGGCUAUCAACAAGCUGCAUGAGGUGAUGAACAGAAGGGAGACGAUACGAGGAGGCCCCCGGGGCCCUGACAACGAGGUGCACAGGAAGGAAAAGGAGAACAGGAAGCUGCAGCUGGAGCUGAGAGCGGAGAAGGAGAAACUCAACAGCACCAUCAUCAAAUAUCAGAGAGAGAUGACGGAUAUGCAGGCGAUGAUAGCGGAGGAGAACCAGGUGCGCCUGGAGCUUCAGAUGGCGUUGGACAGUAAAGACAGCGACAUCGAGCAGCUUCGUUGCCAGCUCACCUCCCUCAGCGUUCACUCUCUGGACUCCACCAGCAUCAGCAGCGGCAACGAGCUGGACUCUGGUGAAGGAUACCCAGUGCGCAUUACUCACUCCCACACCUCCGAAUCAAUGUCCUUCACCUACCAGCGCACGCACAAAUCUGUCUGCAUCGACACACGGCCCAACCUUCACUCAGCUCACUCUCUCUUUGACUCUGACUCUGAGGACGAUGACGAGCAUGAAGGGCAGGUGGAGCAGGGCCCUCGUCCUCUGGCCCUCACCUACGAUCAGCCCCCUGAGGCUGAACCUGCAGACUCUAGGCUAGAAGGCUGGAUUUCACUUCCCACUAAGAUGACAAAGCGCUUUGGCUGGGACAAAAAAUAUGUAGUUGUGAGCAGUAAGAAGAUCCUGUUCUACAACAGCGAGCUGGAUCGAGAGCAGGCCAACCCUUUUAUGACCCUGGAGAUCGACAAACUGUUUCAUGCCCGACCUGUCACUCACACUGAUGUGUACCGUGCAGACCCCAAAGAGAUUCCAAGGAUAUUUCAGAUCCUGUAUGCCAAUGAAGGGGAGAGUAAGCGUGACCAGGAGGUUGUAGUGGAGCCGAUGCCUUUUGGGGAGCGUUCCUCUUACAUCAGUCACAAGGGCCACGAGUUCAUCCUCACUCUCUACCACUUCCCCUCGAGCUGUGAGGCCUGCACUCGGCCCCUGUGGCACGUUUUCAAGCCCCCGCCAGCCCUUGAGUGCCGCCGCUGCCAUACCAAGUGCCACAAAGACCACCUAGACAGAAAGGAGGAAGUUAUUGUGCCCUGCAAAGUGAACUACGACAUGUCCACAGCCAAAGAGCUGCUCCUGCUGGCCAACUCUCAGGCGGAGCAGCAGCGCUGGGUCAGUCACCUACUCAAACGAAUCCCACGGAAACACCCGACCAUGAGUCCUCCCUCAGCAGCCCCAAGCACCCCUCCUGAAGCGUUACGCCCAUCUCCACGGAACUCCCCUCGACCUUCACCCAGGGGUUCACCUCACAUGUCGACCCACCGUGGAGCCAUUAAGAUCCAGUCCACCAGACAGCCAUCAGGGAAGGGCAGCACUGGCCCCAUGCUCCGUAUCAUCCUCCACUGACCUCCUCACCUCUGACCCCACCUUUCUAACGUCUCUCAUGCUGGGAGGCUAUUGCUUGAUUUUGGCCUGAAAGACUGGAGUUGGUCGUUGGAUGAUGUCGAUAAAGAUGAUGAUGAUGAUGAUGAUAUGUUCUUCUGAUGGAAGUGAAGGAGGGGGGAUAGAGGUUAACCCUGGCUGAUCAAAGAUGUGCAUUUUCAUCUUUGUGGAUUCACAGCGGCAGUCUGGAGGCAGUGUCUACACGUGUUGUUUCUUCAGGGAAGUAGACUGAAAAAGUGCUAAUCACAGAAACUGGCUGCCGUAAUGAGAGCGGAGACUGUCUUUGUCAUUUUAACAAGAGGGAAGAUGAGCAGUAUUCACAUUCGAGGGAGAUUUCAUUUUCAUCUUAACAACAAAAAAACAGUAGAACCUCAGCCCAACACGCGGUGAUUAAAGCUGCCUAAUUUUAAUAUCACAAAAACAUGGACAUUUUAUUCAGCCAGCUGCAGUGACUCACAUGGAUUUGUGUUUGUGAGGUGUUAGCAUGUGUGUGAACAUUUGUAUAUAGGAUUAAGAGGUCUGUCUGUGUAUUGUAACACGGACAGUUCAGCUCAUAGUAUUUGAUUGUAUUAUUUCAAUUGAUAUAAGUCAACAGCACAUUAUACAGUAUAUGCUUGUUUUUGUAAAUGAACACAGUUAUACUGAUUGGAGGAAUUGACACCAUUAUGACUGUUGAUAAAGUAUAUCCAUCAGAUGUAAAGUAGAAACAAGUAAGAUGAACAGAAACUGUGUUUUCUUUCACCAUUCAUGACAAAUCAAAUAAACUCUGUUACCCCAUAA